This is a messenger RNA of Leptosia nina, 465 nucleotides long. The record is from the annotation of a GenBank genome assembly. NCBI's taxonomy places the organism in Eukaryota, Metazoa, Arthropoda, Insecta, Lepidoptera, Pieridae.
AUGGCAGCGACUAGAAGACUUCAAAAGGAACUCAAUGACAUCAGGCAGUCCGGUCUGAAAUCGUUCAGAGAUAUUCAAGUGGAUGAAUCUAAUAUACUUACCUGGCAGGGAUUGAUUGUGCCUGAUAACCCUCCAUACAACAAAGGUGCAUUUCGCAUAGAGAUUAAUUUUCCAGCUGAAUAUCCCUUUAAGCCUCCCAAAAUAAGUUUUAAGACAAAAAUUUACCACCCAAACAUAGAUGAAAAAGGACAAGUGUGCUUACCCAUCAUUAGUGCUGAAAAUUGGAAACCUGCAACUAAGACUGAUCAAGUUAUACAAGCAUUAGUUGCUCUUGUCAAUGAUCCAGAACCUGAACACCCAUUACGUGCUGAACUUGCUGAGGAAUAUCUAAGAGACAGAAAAAGAUUUACGAAAAAUGCUGAGGAGUUUACCAAAAAGCAUAGUGAAAAGAGACCUUCUGACUAA